UUUGUAGGUGACCCAGUCGGGUGUGCGCACUUUCAAGCUGAUACUGUGUGUGUGCGCGCGCUCUCAUAGACUAUGUGAUGGACGCGAGGAGGCUCAGUUUCAUUUCUGACUUUCAAAAUGAUUUAUUUUGCACAGAAUCAAAGCGAAACAACUUUUCCAGUUAUCUUAAUAAAUUGGUUUGGCUAAAAGCUCAAUUCAGCUCAACUUAAGGAAUUUACAUUCAGUCCAUAUUAUCGGUCAACAUACCUGAGAGAGCGCAGGUGGUGGCAUGCUGAUCUGAAAGGAUAUGUUUGGGUCUGGUUAAAUAAGCUUUAAGAUGCCUGAUCCCCUGCCCCAGUACCUGUCUCAGUGAUGAAGAGCACCCCUACCAUCUUCUUCCUCACUCUAUCUGUCCUGUGCAGAGCUGAGAGCGUGAGUGGUAAGACGGUGAAGGACACGGUUCAAGAAUGGAGCAGGUACCGAAACGAGUGUCUAAUGGCGAUAAGCGCACAACCCACCCCAUCAGGCUUAUUUUGCAAAUCCAUGUUUGAUAUGUACGCUUGUUGGACAAAUGGAGUUCCCAACACAACUGUUAAAGUACCCUGCCCCUGGUAUCUACCCUGGUAUGAUCAAGUGCGUAAUGGAUUUGUGCUGAGGGAGUGUGGUCCAGAUGGCCAGUGGCUCACUGUCAACAGCAGUCGCACCUGGCGAGAUCACUCACAAUGCAAUGCAGACAGCAGCCAGCAGACAGCACAGGAGAAUCAGAUGCUGAUCUUGGCCUAUUUCAGGGUGAUAUACACAAUUGGCUACUCGCUGUCUUUGGCCAGCCUGUCUUUGGCUUUAGUCAUACUUCUUAUAUUCAGGAAGCUUCACUGCACACGUAACUACAUCCACACCAACCUGUUUGCCUCAUUUAUCCUGCGAGCUCUGUCCAUCCUCACGAGAGAUGCCCUUCUCAUGAAAGACGUUCCUGAGUUCAGAGACAACAAAGAUGUUUCCAUUGUGCUAAGUGAUCAGGUGAUGUCAAGCUGCCGUGUGGCCCAGGUCCUGAUGCAGUACUGUGUUGGGGCCAAUUACUAUUGGCUGCUGGUUGAAGGUCUGUAUCUUCACAAUCUUCUGGUGCUGAUGGUCUUCUCAGAAAAUAGUUACUUCUGCGUAUACGUCUUCAUCGGUUGGGGUACACCUGUGCUGUUUGUUGUGCCUUGGAUUGUUGUGCGUUACCUGUAUGAGAACACAAGGUGCUGGGAAAUCAAUGAGAACAUGGCAUAUUGGUGGAUCAUUCGAACACCAAUACUCUUGGCAAUUUUUGUGAACUUUUUCAUAUUUUUAAGGAUUAUUCAGAUCCUCAUUUCCAAAUUAAAAGCACAUCAGAUGAGAUAUACAGAUUAUAAAUUUAGGUUAGCAAAGUCCACGCUGACCCUCAUUCCCCUGUUAGGGAUUCACGAGGUGGUGUUUGCCCUGAUGACAGCUGAGACGGAGGGUGUACUUCGCAAUGUUAAUCUCUUCUUUGAACUUUUCUUCAACUCCUUUCAGGGCUUUCUGGUGGCCAUAUUAUACUGUUUUGUCAAUAAAGAGGUGCAGUCGGAAAUCAAAAAGAAGUGGCAUCGAUGGAAACUGGGAAUAAGCAGUUUAGACGAUCAACGUAACACAGGUAGCAACACGCAGCAGGGAGGUACCGGGUCCAGGUGCCACCACGACCCACCAUGUUCUCCAGAGUGCCCUCUGGACAGUGGCAGCCAACUAUCAUCCGAUCCAACCCCCACAGCCAGCCAACCGAGCACUCAGCAUCAUUACCAUCCUGUCGCAAAGAAAGGCAAAACCUACGGCUACUCCUCUGCCAGAAAGCAGGAUCCGAACGGGUUUGAUGUGCCAGCUUUGCCCCAGUGUGGAGCUGAGGGUGAAGUGGGAUAUUCAGAGAGCUACUGCUGACAGCUGUGGAUAAGUUCACAUUUUAUUGAUGGGACCAUUGAUUGGCCAGACGGAUAUUAUGGUGUCUUGGAAGAUGAGCCCUCUAACCCAAAUGGAAUGGUUUUUUUUGGGGAUGGAUACAGUAUAUAGAUACCCACUGGGAAUUUUUCUACUCCUGAAGUAUGUGCACUUAAAUAAUUUAUGAGUUUGGCGAAAGCUAUAUACGUGGCAACCCAGAUUUUUUUCUGCUUUACUUCUAUACCUCAUUUUGGACACCAGAUAAAGUCUGUUAUGUGCCAACAUUGGGGAUCAACUCAAAAAUGUGUACAUAAAGUAAAUGAGAUGUUUUCAUUGAACAAAUAUCUGUUGAAAGUAAACAUACCAAUAUAUACAGGUAAGGCACACAAACAUCACCUGGCCUGCAAGGUCAUCAAAUAAUAAUACAGAGGUCUCAAGAAUUCGAAUACUUAAACCGCACAUUCAAAUGUAUAAUGUUAAAAAAUAGAUAAAUGAUUGCAAGGACCAACAACAGGACAAACAUGUUUAUAGUUUAAAGGAAAACACCACAGUUUUUCAAUAUUUUACUAUGUUUUUACCUCAACAUAGCUGAAUUAAUACAUCCCUAUCUUUUAAUCUUUGUAUAGCGCGUCGUGAAUAUGUUAGCAUUUAGCCUAGCCCCAUUCAUUCCUAUGGCUCCAAACAAAAGUUUUAUUUUGUGCCACCAUACUUGUGUAACUACUCAUGUAACCAUAUUUAAAUAGAGAAAACAUGGAAGUGUUUGGUGGCUUCUAAAUUCAUCUCUGUUUGGAUCCUAAGGAAUGAAUGGGGCUAGGCUAAAUGCUAACACAUUCACGACGCGCUGUACAAAGAUUAAGUGCACACAUUGAAAAAAGAUAGGUAUGUAUUAAUUCGUCUGAGUUGAGGUAAGAACAUAGUAAAAUAUUAAAAAACUGUGGUGUUUUCCUUUAAGCACAUCCUCAUUGUGAAGUGCCUCUGUAGGUCUUGAAUGUCUUUAUGGGGGUGUUGUUGUAUCAUUCUUAUGUAACCUAGGGAGCAACAAUGUCUGCCUGACUUAAACAACAAAAAAUCUAAUUCCUUUAUGGCUCUGCAUUCCAGUCAAUAGUCUAAUCCCCUUUCAUGUAAUGCCAUGACAGAUACCAAGCUGUGAUCUGUGUUUCUACAAAAGUAUUUGGGUUUGCUAAACGGAUUAGCAGGUAAUUUACUUAACAGGCAACAGUAACUUGGAAACCGUUUCUUUCCUAAAUUUUCCGUCCUCACGAGAGAAGGAACGUCAUCGGAACAUCAGAUACUAAAUAUGGUAGUCUGGAAAAAUGUUUAAAUUAUUGUGUUUUUCUAAAAUCUAUUUUUAUACCUCGUAGUCUCCUCUUUAUUUGUUAAAAUCACAUCAUUGGAUUAUUUUUGUUGUUCUACAUUCUUCUUGAAUAAAUAAACAGGGGAGUGAAAAUAGUUUUUGCACAUAGGUAAUUUUGUCCCUGGCACAUAAAAAGAACAUGUUAUGUCAGACGUAAAAAGCUUCCAAGAUGUUGGAGGUGAUUGUCUCAUUCCAUUAAUGGACAUCUAAAGCCACCUAGUGGAUAUAAACAGAACUGCGCAAAACAUUACAUUUUCUGAAUCACAUCUCUCACAUUGCAUUUUAAAAGCAUUGGUGGUCAUGUGUGAAUUUGUGAUAUUAUGGUAAAUAUAUUGGCAAAUAUCACUGUUGUGAGGUCUUUUUAAUACGUAAACAAACAUUAUUAUUGAUGGGACACACGUUACUCUUCUUGUUUUGUAAUCUUUGGUAAGGAAUCAGUGUGAAGGUCACUGUGCUGUCUUAGAUAUUGAGAUAUAUUACCAAUGUAAAACAGUAGCUUAUGAUUACCCCAAAGCAUUCCACACAUGCUUUAGCACACCUGUUGUCACAUUCACAACUAAAGAAACAUAAUUAGUAUAGGAAGGCUCCCUAAAAAGUUCACCCGUGACUGUUAACUGGCUGGACCGUAUGUUUUGUUGUUAUUGCCAGAAAACAUUUGUGCAAUAAGGCAGUUUGGGCCAUAUUUAUUUAUUUCAUUAAAGCAUCAAACAGA
Molecule: messenger RNA, 3971 nt
Organism: Misgurnus anguillicaudatus (oriental weatherfish)
Lineage: Eukaryota; Metazoa; Chordata; Actinopteri; Cypriniformes; Cobitidae
Gene: gipr
Product: gastric inhibitory polypeptide receptor
Biological process (GO): adenylate cyclase-modulating G protein-coupled receptor signaling pathway; cell surface receptor signaling pathway
Cellular component (GO): plasma membrane
Molecular function (GO): G protein-coupled peptide receptor activity; peptide hormone binding; gastric inhibitory peptide receptor activity
Source: RefSeq, a predicted model, not a curated record